AUGGGGAACAAGCAGACCAUCUUCACCGAAGAGCAGCUGGACAACUACCAGGACUGCACCUUCUUCAAUAAGAAGGACAUCCUCAAGCUCCACGCACGGUUCUAUGAGCUGGCGCCCAACCUCGUGCCACUGGACUACAGGAAGAGCCCUAUCGUCCAUGUGCCCAUGAGCCUCAUCAUCCAGAUGCCAGAGCUCCGGGAGAAUCCCUUCAAAGAAAGGAUCGUGGAAGCUUUUUCUGAGGAUGGCGAGGGGAACCUCACCUUCAAUGACUUUGUGGACAUGUUUUCUGUGCUCUGCGAGUCGGCGCCCCGGGAGCUCAAAGCAAACUAUGCCUUCAAGAUCUAUGACUUCAACACUGACAACUUCAUCUGCAAGGAGGACCUGGAGCUGACGCUGGCCAAGCUCACCAAGUCAGAGCUGGAUGAGGAUGAGGUGGUGCUCGUAUGCGAAAAGGUCAUUGAGGAGGCUGACCUGGAUGGCGACGGCAAGCUGGGCUUUGCAGACUUCGAGGACAUGAUUGCCAAGGCCCCUGACUUCCUCAGCACAUUCCACAUCCGGAUCUGAGGACACCGCUGAGGCUACAGGGGCCUAGAAGCCCACCAUCCAUCCAGCCCUGCUACCUACACAGAUGUGGCCUCCAGGCUCCCCAGGAAAGGACCUGUGGCAUCUGGGUUCACAUUUCCUAUGGCCCUUUCAGCAAAAAAAAUCCUUAACCAGAGAAGUGGAGUGUGAGGAGUAGCGCCCUUCUCAGGGCCCCUGUGGUCUACCCCGAGGACCCACAGCUCUUCUCCAGCCUCUCCCCAGCCUCCCCCAUACCCUGGUGCCUCUCGCCCCUGGACGGGAAGGCAGAAAACCUGACAAGAGGUGGUGGGGUCUGACUUGUCCAAGUGCUGGACAGAUACCACAGUUGCCCAGGGAGGAAUGCAAAAAAAAAAAAAAAAAAAGAAAAAGAAAGUCAAGAGUUUCAGAGUUUCAAGGAGCUAUGCAAUCUUUUCCCACUACUCCAGGCUGGGCGCAGCUGCCUCUUGCCCUCUCCUGCACCCUUCCCAACGUGAAGCUGACUUCACAGAGGGUGAAGCAGGGUGAAGCAGAGGGUCCUCUCCUGCACCCUUCCCAACGUGAAGCUGACUUCACAGAGGGUGAAGCAGGGUGAAGCAGAGGGUCCAAGGGCUCCGCCCAGUCUCUCUGCCUUGCAGUCACGAGUACUACUUGU
Messenger RNA from Otolemur garnettii (small-eared galago), 1213 nucleotides. It is a transcript of the gene CIB2, whose product is annotated as calcium and integrin binding family member 2. Gene Ontology annotation, molecular function: calcium ion binding. NCBI's taxonomy places the organism in Eukaryota, Metazoa, Chordata, Mammalia, Primates, Galagidae. The transcript is spliced from 6 exons. The record is from RefSeq and is a predicted model, not a curated record. Bases 1 to 564 code for a protein of 187 amino acids.